AUGGAACCACCAAAUUUCUCAAUUCACAAUUGGGUUCGAUUUCAUUCAUAUGAAAACCAACUCAAAAACCCACUAUCACAAUCUCAAAGCGACGAAGACGACGACGGUGAAGAAGCUUUAUCUCUGUGCGAUCUGGCCAAUGGAAAACCUGCAACUGAUCAUCCCGGAAAACAAUUUUCCGACCAACACCAAGAAGAAGAGGAAGAAGACUUUGAUUUCAAUGGCGUCGGUUUUAAUUUGCUGGAAAAUCAAAUGUGCAGCGCGGAAGAGGUGUUUUUCCGAGGUCAAAUCCUGCCGUUUCGACACUCGGUUAGUUUACCAUCCGGGUUCAUGACCCAAACCCGAGACUCCGUCUCGUUUUCAAGAUCCGAAUCAGUGAGUCUUACCAGCAGUAGAAGCAGCAGCACUCGCAGUCACAAUUCAGGAACCAGUGGGAGUAACAGUCCGUCACUAUCCGAAUUCACCAGAUACAAAACCAUGAUCCGAAACCGAAACCGAAACCAGUUCCAUUCCCACCCGAGUCCUACACCACAGAUCCGAUCCAGGAGCUACCGUCAAUCCAACCCGAAACCAUCACCAAAAUGGAGCUUUUUACAGCUGGGUCUGUUGAAACCACAAGAAAUCGGGUUGGCGGAUCUAAAGAACCGGAGCCAAAGAAGCCUCGGAAGCAUGAAGGAUGAAAACAAGAAGAAGACGACGACGAAGCAUUUAUUGUUGUUUGGUGGGUGUAAAUGCUCUACAAAUACGAUUGAAAGUAGGGUUUCAUGGCCGAUUCCGAUGAUCAAACCAACAAGAUGGAAAGAAAAGGGAAUCUCAAAAGGAAGUGACGUUGGAAGGAGGAAAGAUGGCAUGGAGAGUCAUCGAACGUCUGAAUGGCUGGACCAGCUUUCCCUUCAAGAAACAUAG
Messenger RNA from Cynara cardunculus var. scolymus (artichoke), 906 nucleotides. RefSeq lists its product as uncharacterized. The coding region runs from base 1 to 906 and encodes 301 amino acids. The record is from RefSeq and is a predicted model, not a curated record. Lineage: Eukaryota; Viridiplantae; Streptophyta; Magnoliopsida; Asterales; Asteraceae. The transcript has a single exon.